Molecule: messenger RNA, 993 nt
Organism: Exophiala dermatitidis NIH/UT8656
Lineage: Eukaryota; Fungi; Ascomycota; Eurotiomycetes; Chaetothyriales; Herpotrichiellaceae
Exons: 3
Coding region: 1-993 (330 amino acids)
Source: RefSeq, a predicted model, not a curated record
AUGUUGUUCGUCAAAGCAGCCUUGGGCAUUUCCUCCCUCAUCGUUCUUGCCGCGGCGCAGGAACCCGUCGAUGCUAUUCGCAAGACCCUGACCCCGGGGUUCUCCAAAGUCCCCGCCAAUACCAACCAGCUCCUGUCGCGGUCACUGGACAAAAGAUGCUCUGGAUCUUGCGCACAAUGUUUUGGUGAUGGCUAUACCCUGUGUCCCGGCAGCACGCUAUAUUGCUAUCUUCCCGGCGACUCUCUCUACGGCCUUGACUCCUGCACAAGCAGCACAGGCAGCUCCGGCGGCUCGGGCUCAGGUGGAAGCUCAGGUGGAAGCGCAACCGCAUCGGCACCGGCAUCUUCAUCCACAGGAACCGACACUCUGUGCACGCAAAAGGGCGCGACUUGCAAGUCUUGCUUUGGUUCCACCUUCCAAGAUUGCCCGGACGGUUUCCACUGCUAUGACCCUAACGACCCACUAUACAACACAUGUCCCGACAGUGGCAGCACUGGUAGUGGCAGUGGUAGCACCACCACAUCCCAAUGCGAAGCGCAGUUCGGCUCUGGAAGCGAGCCUUGUGGCACGGAUGCCUGCUAUAACCCUGGCGAAGGCGAUGUUUGCUGCCAGGAUGGAUAUCAUUGCGAAGGUGGUUACUCUUGCUCUGCCAAUGUCGGCAAAUGCUGUGCUCCAGGCUCAACUGCUUCCGGAUGUUCCAAGUCGAGUGGCAGCAGUGGACUCGGUGGUGGCCUAGUUUCUUCUUCAUCUUCAUCCACCACCAGAACAUCCUCCAGAUCGACUGCCAUCCCCACGUCUGGCGACAGCUUUACCUCUGCAACCACCGGAGAUGGUUUCCUUGUGACGACUGCCUCAACCGGGUCAGCCACAGCUGCCGCGACUGAAAGUUCUCAGACCGGCGUCAACCAGCUUGCCAAUGGUGUCGGUUCAGGGCCGUUGGUGGACAGCAAACUGAUGUUGGUUGCAGCCGGUUUGGGUGCUGCUCUGUUAUAA